Messenger RNA from Salvia splendens (bonfire salvia), 600 nucleotides. RefSeq lists its product as uncharacterized. Lineage: Eukaryota; Viridiplantae; Streptophyta; Magnoliopsida; Lamiales; Lamiaceae. The transcript has a single exon. The record is from RefSeq and is a predicted model, not a curated record. The coding region runs from base 1 to 600 and encodes 199 amino acids.
AUGGUAGUUCACAGAAGGCGAAGGCUUCCAAGUGUCUCAGGGACUUCUUUAGUGAAUUACCAGACCCAAAUCCUCGAACAUAUCCUGUCCUUUCUUCCUUUGAAAGAUGCUAUUAAAACGGCCCUUCUUCGAAGAUUUGGUGACCUGUGGCGCGGGAUCCGAGUUCUUGACUUCAAUAGCUGUUACUACCAUUACUAUGAUGGGCCUGACCACGACACGGAUCACUCUAAUGAGAUAUUUACAAAUGUAAUCCGCCGUGUUUUAGACCUCCAUGACAACUCUACACUGGAUAGAGUAAGCCUCAGGUUCUGCUUUCGUCUCACUUACACGAUAGAGGAGCCACAAGAUCCUGAUUCAGCUCAUAUUGUGGAGUGGGAGGAGCGUACAUCAGCUGAAAUCGAGAGGCUGAUUCGCUAUGCUAUUAGUAGAAAAGUCAAAGUUUUGGAACUUGACUUAAAUGGGGACGAGUUUGUGGAGUCCUGGGAUGCCUACUGUCUCCCUGAUGUCUUGAGAAGUGACGACUUAACGUAUCUUAAGCUAGUUGCUUUCGAUAUGACAUCCUGCAAUGGGAUAGAUUUGAUGUCACAAAAAACGUGUUAA